AUGUUGUUUUUUGGUGAAGAGGUUUCUAGGGGAAAGUAUGGUCUGUGGAGACAAGAGCAGAAUACUAGAGCAGCAAGGCUAGAGAAACAACUCAAAACAAGCUGGAAAAUUGAGGAGCUAAUUGAAGAGCAAUUGAAUAGGUUCCCUUCUAACUACCACAGUGCUGUGUUCCCAGCCAGGCUCAAGGAUGUUCCCAAGCUCCUCAUGCCUAAAUGGUUGCUGCCUCAUGAAUUAACCACUCUGGCCUGGCUUGGGGAUUGGCGGCCCUCUUGCAUUCUAGACCUCGUCCAUGCCCUGGUCCAAUCCUCAUCAUUCUCACUGUCAUCUUCUUCAUCCAAUUCAAAUGGUGUUGAGAGGCUCCUAGCACAGCUUACUCAUGAAAUACGCAUUGAGGAGGCGAUAAUAAAUGAAGAAAUGGCUGAGAUUCAAGCUACAUGUAUCAUUCACCUUCCCUUUGCUCCUGUCAGAAAUCAUCGAAGUGGUGCUACUGCGUUGAGUUGCAUUCAAGCUGAGUUCAAGAAGAUAGAAAGAGUAAUUACCAAGGCCCAGCAACUGAGGUUUAAGGCGUUAGAGCUGGCAGUGAAGAAAGUUUUAAGGCAAAGUGAUGCGGCAGAAUUUCUAGUGGCAUUUGCAGGAAUUCAGGAUGUGAUCCACCAGUUAGCAGCAAAACAGAAGUUACCAAAAGGUCCAGCCAUUCUGCCUGCCCUGGCCUUUGGCCCUGCUUAA
Populus nigra (black poplar) is the source of this 726-nucleotide messenger RNA. RefSeq lists its product as uncharacterized. Gene Ontology annotation, molecular function: sequence-specific DNA binding. The coding region runs from base 1 to 726 and encodes 241 amino acids. NCBI's taxonomy places the organism in Eukaryota, Viridiplantae, Streptophyta, Magnoliopsida, Malpighiales, Salicaceae. The record is from RefSeq and is a predicted model, not a curated record. Gene Ontology annotation, biological process: DNA-templated transcription. The transcript is spliced from 2 exons.